This is a messenger RNA of Aspergillus sclerotioniger CBS 115572, 702 nucleotides long. Its product is annotated as PEX11 domain protein. Gene Ontology annotation, biological process: regulation of peroxisome size; peroxisome fission. NCBI's taxonomy places the organism in Eukaryota, Fungi, Ascomycota, Eurotiomycetes, Eurotiales, Aspergillaceae. The transcript is spliced from 3 exons. The record is from RefSeq and is a predicted model, not a curated record. The annotation marks the transcript as partial. Gene Ontology annotation, cellular component: peroxisomal membrane.
AUGCUCACCCACCUCUCCCGCUUCACGCGCACCACACCAGGGCUAGAAAAAACCCUCCGAUUAGUCCAAUCCCUCUGCGUACUUGCUCUCCAAGUUCCUGAUUUAAAUUAUGUGGCUGUUACGCGGUUUGGGAUUGCGAAGCAGCAGUUGGCGUUGACAAGACGCUUCCUCCGCUUCUUCAACUUCAUCGAGUGUUUUAAUCGCGUGUUUGCUUUAUUGGCUGCGCCUACUGCAUCUACUGCUAGGCAGGGUGGAAGUGGGAGUGGGAGUGGGAUGGUGAUUCAAGUCCUGGAAAUAACGAAAUGGAGUUGUUUCGGGUGUUAUUUUUUGUUGGAGGAUUUGACGCUUCUCCAUGCAACGUCCAUCCACCCUCUCCCCACACCCCUAAACAAAUUUAUCCUUACAGAAGCAAAUAAGUUUUGGUUCUAUGCUUUGUCGUUCUCGCUUCUUGGGGCUGGGGUGUCUUUCUUAUCUUCGUUUACUUUUUCUUCCUCUUCGACGGUAUUUGAAUCGGUGAAGACAGAGAAGAAGACGAAGACGGCUGCGGGAAGUAUCACUUGGUAUGGUAUUUUUAAAAUGGCAGUUGUGGACUCAUGCGAUUUACUUAUCCCAGGAACAUUCCUGGGAUGGAUUCAAAUGGAGCAGGUGGGUGUGGGGGUAGGGAUGGUGGUGAGUACGCUUGUUUCGGGGUGGGAGAUUUGG